Quercus lobata is the source of this 1857-nucleotide messenger RNA. RefSeq lists its product as uncharacterized. The transcript has a single exon. Gene Ontology annotation, biological process: transmembrane transport. Lineage: Eukaryota; Viridiplantae; Streptophyta; Magnoliopsida; Fagales; Fagaceae. Bases 158 to 640 code for a protein of 160 amino acids. Gene Ontology annotation, molecular function: transmembrane transporter activity. The record is from RefSeq and is a predicted model, not a curated record. Gene Ontology annotation, cellular component: membrane.
AUAUGAAGACCACAAUCAUAUUUUGACCCAAAUAUUUCUAUUUUUUACUCUACAAAUAUAUACGGUUUUAGAGCUGUACAAGUGAAGUGCAUAUCCUAGGCAUACCAGAUGAUUGUGUUCUCUUUGAAGUUAUUUAUCUUCUGUGAAACAGGUGGCCAUGUCUAGAGCUUUGAAUGGGAUUGGCCUUGCGCUAGUUUCACCUGCAAUUCAGUCCCUUGUAGCUGACUCAACUGAUGACAACAACCGUGGUACAGCUUUUGGGUGGCUUCAACUAACUGGUAACCUUGAUUCAAUUAUUGGUGGACUCCUCUCAGUAUUGAUAACUCCAAUAACAUUCAUGGGAAUUCCUGGUUGGAGAAUUUCCUUUCAUCUUGUUGCAAUCAUCAGUGUUAUGGUUGGUGUUUCGAUCAAACUUUUUGCCAAUGAUCCUCGCUUUUCAGUUUCUAAUGCAAAAGACAGAGAUACAGUUAAGAAUAAAACUUUCUGGUUAGAAGUGAAGGAUCUGGUUCAGGAAGCGAAGACAGUUAUUAAGAUUCCAUCUUUCCAGAUUAUUGUGGGCACAGGGUGUCACUCGUUCAUUCCCAUGAUCAGCUCUGUCAUUCUCAGCUAUGUGGUUAGAGCUUUCUGGCUUCUCCCAUGAGAAAACUGCACAUUCCUCAUAGCCCUGUUUUUGAUGGGUAGUUCCUUUGGGAACCUAUUUGGUGGUAAGAUGGGAGAUAUACUUUCUACUCGUCUCCCAAAUUUUUGAAUGAUAAUUCUUGCACAGACAAGCUCAGUAUCAGCUAUCCCUCUAGCAGCAAUACUUUUGCUGGCUUUACCCAAUGAUCCAUCUUCUGGAGUAGUACAUGGUUUGGUCUUGUUCAUUGUGGCCUUGUGGGCUUCUGCAUAUCCUGGAAUGCUCCAGCUACAAACAAAUAAAGUCUUUCACACUUAAAUCCUUUUUCAUUUCACCUGCUAAAAUCAUUUCACAAAUUUAAGAUUUAUAUACACAAAUAAUCUGAUAAUGUCACUCAGUAAUUGGAAGCCAUGAUCAAUAUGACCAGAAUAAUUGUUGAAGUUGCGACAAUUAGGUUAUUUAUUUAAUUAAAUAAUAGUAAAGAAGAACAAUAAAGACUUGUUUCAGAUGAAAUUAUUUCAUUAUUGUGCGAUCUCAAAGUCCGAAUCAAUCAUUUAUUACAGAAUGCAAAAACUAACAAGAAAAAUAAAUAUUUGGAGAGAGAGAGAGUGACAGAGAGAUAAAUGCUGGCACAAAGAAGCCAAAAUUCAAGCUUUUGGCAAAGGAGCAAGACAUAAAAGAUUAUUCACUACUAGUAAGCUGACACUUUUUUUCAUGAGCUAUAGCUCAAUUUUUGACCUUUUUCCAGCCUUAUGGGAUUUUCAGAGAUAGCCUGUCUCCCAGCUAUGGUUUUACUAGAUGAUCUUAAUUUGUGGAAUUUAAUGAAAUAUUUCCACAUCAUAGUCAUAAAAUGGAUUGAAAUGUAUACGUGUAUCAGUGUACUUUCUUCAAAGAUGGAUUGAUUAGCAGAGUCAUAAGUUCUGCUAGAAAUUAUUCUAAUUUCUUCAUCCAUUCUCAUGAAGCUUGCCUCCACCACAGUAUUAAAUAACUUGAUAGUUUGAACUUUGAACCCUCCACCAAUUGUGUGUGUAUGAGGGAGAGAGAGAGAGAGAGAGACGUUGCCAGAAGAAUUGAAGUGGGGUUUUAGCUAUGAUAAUAAGAGAAUUAGAUUGCGCAUCAACUUGAAGUCGAUCAUAACAUUAGAUGAUGAAUUUUUACACUGCAAGUUGCAACAUACAUGUCAUUAUAUUUCUUAACAGCUAACAAAAGGUCAAAAAUGACCCCAAGAUAGUCCAAUAACU